CGCCUGCGCUGUACUUUCAUUCGAGGAAGUGGUAGAAGAGGCAACUCAAACGACGUAGAAGAGUUUGUUGCUUAUUCCCUGUUCAGAGAGGACAAACCGGCCCGCAGCCUUUUCAAAAUGUCGGGAUUUGAUAGCAACCCGUUCGCAGAGCCUGCCAACGACAACCCUUUCAAUGACCCUUCGGUCACACAAGUGACCACCUCCAACAUAGAGCCAGUGGACCAGUACAACCCUUUCCCUGCCCAUCCCACAGACAACCUAGCUUCUCAUACCACUCCAGCCUCCACCGCUCCCUACCAGCCUGCUGUGUUACAGCCGUCUACAGAGCCCAGUCCGCAGGCGACUGCUGCUGCAGCUCAGGCCAAUCUGCUGAGGCAGCAGGAAGAGCUGGAGAGAAAAGCUGCCGAGCUGGACCGCAGAGAGCAGGAGAUACAGAGCAGAGGCCCCACAGGUAAAGAGAACAACUGGCCUCCACUUCCCAAGAGCUUCCCAAUUAAACCAUGUUUCUAUCAGGACUUCUCAGAAGAAAUCCCCCCAGAGUCCCAGAGAGUCUGCAAGAUGAUAUACUAUCUCUGGAUGUUCAACUGUGUGACUCUGUUCCUCAACCUGCUGGCCUGUUUGGCCUUCUUCACUACUGAAACGUCCUAUGGUGUGGAUUUUGGUCUCUCCAUUCUCUGGCUCAUCCUCUUUGCUCCCUGUUCCUUCCUCUGCUGGUACCGGCCUAUCUACAAGGCCUUCAAGACUGACAGCUCCUUCAGCUUCUUCUUCUUCUUCUUUGUGUUUUUCUGCCAAGUGGUGAUCUUCAUCAUCCAGUCUGUAGGCAUCCCCAAGUGGGGCAACAGUGGUUGGAUCACUGCCUUCACUGCCAUGAGUACAAACAAAGCCGUGGGAGCCAUCAUGAUUAUAGUGGCCAUCCUCUUCACCAUCUGCGCUGUGCUGUCAGUCAUCCUGCUCAAGAUGGUCCACAGCAUAUACCGCCGGACCGGGGCCAGUUUCCACAUGGCGCAGCAGGAAUUCUCGCAGGGCGUCUUCACCAGUAGAACCUUCCAAACAGCUGCUGCUGGAGCAGCAUCCUCCGCUGCACAGGGAGCCUUCCAGAGAAACUAACUAAUGGAAGACCGAGAGAAGCUCCAUUUAACAGGUCAUGGUCUAUAUGUUAUCAGGUCUAGAUGAUUCAGUAAAAAAAAAAAAAAAAGGGUAAAAUGAAUCAGGAA
Molecule: messenger RNA, 1214 nt
Organism: Perca fluviatilis (European perch)
Lineage: Eukaryota; Metazoa; Chordata; Actinopteri; Perciformes; Percidae
Gene: scamp2
Product: secretory carrier membrane protein 2
Exons: 9
Coding region: 118-1107 (329 amino acids)
Biological process (GO): protein transport
Cellular component (GO): trans-Golgi network membrane; recycling endosome membrane
Source: RefSeq, a predicted model, not a curated record